This is a messenger RNA of Hippoglossus stenolepis (Pacific halibut), 2943 nucleotides long. It is a transcript of the gene st3gal5, whose product is annotated as ST3 beta-galactoside alpha-2,3-sialyltransferase 5. Bases 598 to 1740 code for a protein of 380 amino acids. The transcript has 7 exons. The record is from RefSeq and is a predicted model, not a curated record. Gene Ontology annotation, molecular function: lactosylceramide alpha-2,3-sialyltransferase activity. Lineage: Eukaryota; Metazoa; Chordata; Actinopteri; Pleuronectiformes; Pleuronectidae.
GAUAGACACAGCUCACUUGCUCUGCAUUGUCUUUAAGGUCUUACAGAAGAACACCAGCGUCAUUUAUGUCUAGUUUGUUUUUAGUGUAGGUGCCUUUCGGUCACUUUUAAAAAUCUUACACACAGUCACAGUCAUUCUUAGAACAGCCAUUCUAAGGAUGCAUGCUUUCCCUCUGAUCUCACUGGUUUCCAACAGAGGUUGGAUAUAAUGACCUCCUUCUGGGGUGUGUUCAGUGUGAAAACAUGAAUAUUUAAUGUGCAAUCCACACCUUUCUUACAUCCUGUAAAAAUGCUGCACCCUUCUCAGCUCAACAUUUUCUACAACGCUGACACACGCAUAACGGCUCCUCUUGCACCUUGACACCCCACCUGAUGUAAAUGCUUAUUAUCUGCUGCAGAAUCACAUGUGGAUUGCAGUGUGCACCAUUAUUACCAUCAGCAAGUUUUCUGGUUAAGCAGGUUGUAGCAUAGAGCAGAUAAAAGUUUGUGUUGUUGAAGUUCUGACUGAGUUGCUGCGAAACUCGAUUAGCUGAUUACCUUCUUGCCGGAUUUUUGUUUUAGUAGAGGACACAAGUCAACUCAAUGAGGGACUUCAAGCAUGUACAGAUGCAAAGACACACAUUUACUUCAGCUUUUAUAUCGCUGUAUUAACUGUUGGAUCUUGUCACAAGCCAAUUUACGAUGUGUGUUUGUCGUGAGUGUGGUUUUAGGUUUGCUGGGCUUGGUGAUGGUCUCUCUCCCACUAAAUGGAACACGGACAACCAAACCUCUGAAGUGGCACGUGAGCAGUGUACAUAGAAGGCUGGUGCAUGAGUACGUGCACAAAGUUCUGGAGGCGCAGUGUCGUCCCGGCAACACUCGGAAGAACUUGUUAACUCGACUCCCUGCUUCAGGCCAUGUGACUCAGCCCUUCUUGUGGAAGGACAUACCCCUACCUGAUCAGCUUUUCCUGUAUCCACCUCCGUUUGGGUUAAAAGGUGUACGCAGCAAAGUAGAGGAUCUUCUGAAGCUGCUGGAAAACUCUCACUCUGCUCAGCCAUCAGAUAAAUGUCGGCACUGUUUGGUCGUGGGGAAUGGAGGCAUUCUCAGAGGCCUGGAGCUCGGCCGCCUGAUAGACAGAUUUGACACCAUCAUCAGGUUAAACAGUGGUCCUCUGGGAGAGUUCAGUGUCGAUGUUGGAAAUCGAACCAGCAUCAGAAUGAGUUACCCAGAAAGCACGCCGCUCCGCUGGGUGGAUACAGACCCUCACACUCUGUUUGUUGCUGUGGUGUAUAAAAGUGUGGACAUCAGCUGGUUGUCUGCUAUGAUCAACAAGCACGCUGUGUCUCUGUGGAACAGAUUAUUCUUCUGGCAGAAGGUUCCAAAUCAAAUCCCUCUUGAGCUGCGGAGGUUCAGACUUUUAAACCCACAUGUCAUCAGAGAGACGGCAAUAGACCUGCUGAAGUACCCUCCACCCAGACCACGCCUGUGGGGCUGGGACCAGAAUGUGCCGACCCUGGGUGUCUCUGCGCUGAACUUAGCCAGUCUGUUGUGCGAUGAGGUCAGCCUGGCAGGCUUUGGCUACAACCUCUCCCAGCAGGCGGCGCCACUGCACUACUACGACCACCUGCCCAUGAGUGCCAUGCUGCACCAGAAGAUGCACAACGUGGACAGAGAGACAGAGUUCCUGCAGAGACUUGUGAGAGAGGGAACCAUCACUGACCUGACAGGCGGGAUUCACUGCUCCUUCUGCUCGAGCUGACCUCCUGACCUCUGAGUAAGAACGAUUGCUUUUCAAGAACAGAGUGCAUCCUGUCUGGAUAAAUACAAAGCAUCGACAAGACAAACAUAUAUGCAAACAGGAGAAGGAAGGAAAUAGAUGAGAGGAAAAACUUAGCAUAAAGUCUGAAAUCCGUGGCAAUAUUAUUAAUACCUACUGUGUGGGUCCUUGAGACACCUACUGUAUCAGGAACUACCACAGAAGGAUUUACAAAUUUGUUAUUUCUGUUUGUAAAGACCAAAUGUUGUUUUUAUCCAGCCUAUUAUCAAUGUGCUUGUGUUGGGAGGGGCUGAGUUAAUAUGUUCAUUAUGUGCAGCUCUACAAUGAAAUAAGAUUUUUACCCAAAUACAAAAUCAAUAUGUGGCAGUCAGUGUUAAAGAUGCAGCGGCGUCCAAAAAUACUUAUGGUUUGUUGUAGUGGGUUAAAGACAUCAGCUGAGUGGAUGGUCCUCCAUAUGUGACCCAGGAGGCACUCAAGAUGGAUUUUAACACCAGGUCUGAACGGGGUCACCCACUACUGAAUUUGGUACUUUUUUUUGUGUGUUUUUUACAACGUUUUUUGACACUUGCAACUUUAUUUUGCCGUCUUCCAAAAAAGCUGGUCUGUGAGAGAAAAGAUGAAAUUUAUCUUUCAUUUUUUUAAUUGAUGUAUAGUUUGUAUAAUUUUCAUUGUUUGUCGUUUAGUUGAUGAUAUUUCAGCUGAACACAUACUUAUGUGAUGACUUUUAAAAUGCUUAUGGAUCCAUGAUUUAUUCCUGAAGCUCUCAAUUUCCUCAUUGUCAGUUGACAACAUGCAGCUCUUCAUUUGGCUCCUUUUUCGAGCGAGAUGGUCAGUUCUUGUUACAAGUGUCAAAGAGCAAAUACAACUGACACCAGGACGGGAAAAUUAUCAAACAAAUCAGAUAUAAAGAUCUGUUUAAAGUUUAAAAGAAACUUAGUCUUAAAUUAAAUGGACAAUUAUGAGUCUGUGUGUGACCAGCAGAAUGAAAUGAAUGCACCGAUCUGCAUGACGACACAAAAGCUCCAAGAAAGACAGAAGGUCUGCGAUGCGGUGUUCUUUUUUUUUUCUACAAUGUUUUUUUUGUUUUUGUGAUUUUCACCUCUUUCUAUUAAUUGCACUUAUGUUGGAUGUUGUUAUUAUUAUCACUGCACAUACACUGGAAAUAAAUGUAUUCUAACACUGUGA